This is a messenger RNA of Dendrobium catenatum, 1862 nucleotides long. RefSeq names its product probable glucomannan 4-beta-mannosyltransferase 11. Bases 86 to 1744 code for a protein of 552 amino acids. Lineage: Eukaryota; Viridiplantae; Streptophyta; Magnoliopsida; Asparagales; Orchidaceae. The transcript is spliced from 10 exons. Gene Ontology annotation, molecular function: mannan synthase activity. Gene Ontology annotation, cellular component: Golgi apparatus. The record is from RefSeq and is a predicted model, not a curated record.
AAUUUCUAUAUGAGCAAACCCAUCUGCUACAUCCAUGUCUACAAAUAUUCAGCAUUAACAUUAGCAAGGCAGGAGAAAGAAGAAUAUGGAAGGUGUAAUUACAUUUUCGCUCUAUGAGCAUAUUCGUAUGCUGAUUGACAAGUUGUUAUAUCACAUAUGGAUGACGCUAUUAUGGAUGAGGGUGGUUGUGAUUUUACCGAUAGCGAGAAAGAUUAUAGUUGCAUUAAUGUGGACGAGGAGGGUCAUGAUUUUACCGCUGAUGAAAGCAAUGUUAGUAAUUUGUUUGGUAUUGUUGGUAUUGGUAAUGAUGCAGAAGACAACGAUGGGAUUUGCGAGUCUUUAUUCCAAAAUAUUUCGACGAAGGCCGGAGAGGAUAUACAAGUGUCAUUCUAUUGAAGAAGAUGAAGAGCUUGGGAGCUUGGCAUAUCCAUUGGUUCUUGUUCAAAUACCAAUGUACAAUGAGAAAGAGGUCUACCAGUUUUCCAUACGAGCAGCAUGUAAUAUUAUGUGGCCGACAGAUCGUGUAAUAAUACAGGUGCUUGAUGAUUCAACAAAUCCGAUGAUAAAGGAGCUGAUUUAUGAAGAAUGCAAUAGAUGGCUGAAGAAGGGAAAGAACAUAAAAUACGUGAGAAGAGAUAAUAGAAAGGGAUAUAAAGCUGGUGCCCUAAAGAUGGGAAUGAAGCAUGACUAUGUGCAAAUAUGUGAAUAUGUCGCUAUGUUUGAUGCUGAUUUUCAACCUGAGCCUGAUUUCCUCAUAAGAACCAUUCCAUUCCUUAUUCACAACCCCAACCUUGCUCUUGUUCAAGCUCGAUGGAAGUUUGUAAAUGCAGAUGAAUGCAUGAUGACAAGGAUGCAAGAAAUGUCUAUGGAUUAUCACUUUAAGGUGGAGCAAGAAUCAGGAUCAACCACUUGCGGAUUCUUUGGUUACAAUGGAACAGCAGGAGUAUGGAGAAUCCAAGCCAUUAAUGAUGCCGGAGGUUGGGAAGACAGAACUACUGUUGAAGACAUGGAUUUGGCCGUGAGAGCAACUCUUAGAGGCUGGAAAUUUGUCUAUGUUGGAAGCAUCAAGGUAAAAAGUGAAUUGCCAAGCACUUUCAAGGCUUACCGCUAUCAGCAACAUCGAUGGUCAUGUGGCCCAGCUGUUUUGUUCAAGAAAUUAUUUUGGGAAAUUUUGUUGGCCAAGCAGGUCUCCUUCUUGAAGAAAUUCUACAUUAUCUACAGUUUUUUCAUCGCCCGGAGAAUUGUAACUCAUUUUGUCACCUUUUUCUUCUUCUGUGUGUUCAUCCCCCUUUCCAUUUUCUUCCCAGAAAUUAAAAUCCCCAGAUGGGGCAUAAUAUAUCUGCCUACAGCAAUUACCCUUCUAAAUGCCGUUGGAACACCAAGCUCGAUUCAUCUACUGGUUUUCUGGGCACUUUUUGAAAAUGUGAUGGCACUUCAUCGAUGCAAAGCAGUUCUUAUUGGAUUAUUCGAAGCUGGAAGGUCGACUGAAUGGAUUGUCACCAAGAAAUUAGGAGAUAUAUCGAAGACAAAAACAAAUAUUUCCAUUUCAAAACAAUCAAGAGAGAAAUUUUGUGAAAGGUGUUAUCCUCUUGAGCUGUUGAUGGGUGUCUUCCUGUUACUGUGUGGGUGUUAUGAUUACAAAUAUGGAAAUAAUCACUUCUUCGGCUUAUUCUUCAUGCAAUGCAUCGCCUUCUUCGUCAUUGGGUUUGGUUAUAUUGGAAUAAGAGUUCCAAGGGACAAUUAGCCAUUCUUCUCUCCUUCUUGUUCUUCUUCUUCUUCUUAUUCCAUCAUUACUAAGUGAAAUAAUAAGAUUAUUAUUAUUGUUCUUAUUAGAUCUGUUCUAUUUUGCUGAGGUUAUCUGU